UGCAGCGUGAGAAAGCCCGUAGCAGAAACCAACCGAACAAACAGUGUUCAGCAUUCAAGAUGGCAGGAGCGGAUAGCGACGACUCUCUUUACCCUAUUGCCGUAUUAAUUGACGAAUUAAGGAAUGAAGAUGUUCAGUUACGGUUGAACAGCAUCAAGAAACUGUCCACCAUUGCCUUAGCUUUGGGGGUCGAAAGGACACGCACUGAACUUCUCCCGUUCCUCACUGAUACCAUCUAUGAUGAGGAUGAAGUUCUGCUCGCCCUUGCUGAACAGUUGGGUAGCUUCACCAUGCUGGUUGGAGGACCUGAAUAUGUGCACUGUCUCCUUCCCCCUUUGGAGAGUUUGGCAACAGUAGAAGAGACUGUGGUGCGAGACAAGGCGGUGGAGUCUUUGCGGAAGAUCUCCCAUGAACACUCUCCAGUGGACUUGGAAGUGCACUUUGAGCCUCUGGUGAAGCGUUUGGCCAGUGGUGACUGGUUCACAUCACGUACUUCUGCCUGUGGACUCUUCAGUGUCUGCUACCCACGAGUUUCAAGCACAGUCAAAGCGGAGAUUCGGCAGCACUUCCGCACCCUUUGUUCUGAUGACACUCCCAUGGUGCGCCGUGCCGCAGCCUCCAAGCUGGGCGAGUUUGCCAAAGUUUUGGAGCUGGAGUAUGUUAAGAGUGACAUAAUUUCUCUCUUCACUGCAUUGGCAUCUGAUGAACAGGACUCUGUUCGUCUUCUAGCUGUGGAGGCUGGUGUCAGCAUUGCCACUUUAUUGCCCCAAGAAGACCUGGAAGCUCUGGUAAUGCCCACCUUACGGCAGGCAGCAGAGGACAAGUCCUGGAGGGUUCGCUACAUGGUUGCAGACAAAUUCUCAGAUCUGCAGAAGGCCGUAGGUCCAGAGAUUACAAAGAACGACCUAGUGCCGGCUUUCCAGAAUCUUCUUAAAGACUGUGAGGCUGAGGUUCGGGCAGCUGCUGCCAACAAGGUCAAAGAAUUUUGUGAGAAUUUACCAGAGGACAGCAGAGAGACGAUCAUCAUGACACACAUUCUUCCUUGUGUUAAGGAACUUGUCUCAGACACUAAUCAGCAUGUGAAAUCUGCUCUGGCUUCAGUCAUCAUGGGCCUCUCCACCAUCUUGGGCAAAGACAAUACUGUUGAGCACCUGCUUCCCCUUUUCCUGGCCCAGCUCAAAGAUGAGUGUCCAGAGGUCCGCCUCAACAUCAUCUCCAACUUGGACUGCGUAAAUGAGGUGAUUGGAAUCCGACAGCUUUCCCAGUCUCUGCUUCCUGCUAUCGUUGAACUGGCUGAAGACGCCAAGUGGAGAGUUCGACUGGCGAUCAUCGAGUACAUGCCACUUCUGGCUGGACAGCUGGGUGUAGAGUUCUUUGAUGAGAAGCUGAAUUCUCUGUGUAUGGCGUGGCUCGUUGAUCAUGUAUAUGCCAUCAGAGAGGCAGCUACCUGUAACCUGAUGAAGCUGGUGGAGAAGUUUGGAGCAGAGUGGGCACAGAACACCAUUGUACCCAAAGUCCUGGGCAUGGCCAAUGACCCCAACUAUCUGCACAGAAUGACUACCCUUUUCUGCAUCAAUGCUUUGUCUGAGGUGUGUGGCCAGGACAUUACCACCAAACACAUGCUCCCUGUAGUUUUGAAGAUGUCCAAUGACCAGGUUGCCAAUGUACGCUUCAAUGUGGCCAAGUCUCUUCAGAAGAUUGGACCUGUGCUGGACAGCAACUCUCUGCAGACAGAAGUGAAACCAGUGCUGGAGAAACUGGCAUCCGAUCAAGACAUGGAUGUCAAAUACUUCGCCCAAGAGGCCAUCAGUGUUCUUGCCCUGGCCUAAUUUACCUUCUUGCUGAACACAAGACCCAUCUCAUGCUGACAUCCAGGAUCAUCCACUGGACUGUUAGUGGAGAAUCAAUGAGUUCUGUUUCCUCUCAGUGAGAAAUGUUUUGGGGAAACUUGGCUUCUCUCUCUCAGUGUUUUGUCAGAUUGUAACUCUCUUCACCCUCAGAUUUGAAUGAACAUUCACAACACACCAUCUUACUUUUCAUUCUUACCCCACAAUAAGGCUGCCACCAAACACCCUUCCCUGCUCUGUGUAUUUUGCUAACCCUCAUCUUAGGGUCUCUUAGAUGGCGUUUUACUGUUUGCGUAACAAUGUAAUGACUGCUUAGCCAUUGUUGCAUCAUAGAAUUAGAAAAAGCAUUUUAUUAGAUGUAAUGGUUGAGAUGUCAGUUGUCCAGAUUUUACUGUAAUGCAUAACUUCUGUCACCAACCUACUCUUAUGGACUGAACCGUGUUUGCUCUUACUGCUGAUUUUAGUACGCAUGAGUUUUGACCCAUGCAUGCAUACAGCAUGGCGAAGGGUGAAUCACUUCUGCUACUGUCGUUUAAUCUGUUCCUGUAGCCCUCUGUCUUACACUGACUGUUGGUGGACCAAGACUCCUGAAAGCACUAGCCACGCCACAUGUCCAUGCAUUCAGUGGCAUGCUCUUAUACUGUUCUCUCAAUUCCUAAAAAAAAACCCAAGAGCUUAUUUUCUUAAAGGGACCACAAUAAAUUGUAAUCUCCUUCCUGUAACUGUAAUAACAAAGGAUGGGUACUCCUAAACAGCCCUGUGUAUUUUUAGAUGGCAAGCUCUUUUCUGUGCCAUUGACUAUAUUGCACAUUUUCAGUGAAUUUGUUUUCUUUUGUUAUUAUUUUUCUAAAGAUGUCUACCUUGUGUCCUUUGCAUGCUUCUUGCACACAGGUUACAUAGGCCAUCAGUAUAGAUUGAGGAGAACCUCGAUUAACCACAGGACAAGUAUAAAACAGUGAUGGGUAAUCCCGAUUCCCAAUUUUCCGGACACAUUUGCUUUGCUUGUGAUGUUGACUGUCCAAUUCCUCUUCAGCUUCAGAGGGCAGCCAGUAUAGUAGUAUCUUCUAUGUUAUGUGUCAACAGAAUGUGCUUUGGGUUUUAUAUGAAUAUGGUCACAUUGCCCUUGAUAGAAUGGAAACUCAAUAAAAAACAUGAUAUAA
Xyrauchen texanus (razorback sucker) is the source of this 3007-nucleotide messenger RNA. RefSeq names its product serine/threonine-protein phosphatase 2A 65 kDa regulatory subunit A beta isoform-like. Gene Ontology annotation, molecular function: protein binding; protein phosphatase regulator activity. Gene Ontology annotation, biological process: protein dephosphorylation. Lineage: Eukaryota; Metazoa; Chordata; Actinopteri; Cypriniformes; Catostomidae. The record is from RefSeq and is a predicted model, not a curated record. The transcript has 15 exons. Bases 60 to 1829 code for a protein of 589 amino acids. Gene Ontology annotation, cellular component: cytoplasm; protein phosphatase type 2A complex.